GUGCCUAUAAGGGAAAAAUAAGUUUUUCCUUCUGGUUCAGCAAUUUUACAGUAAUAAAUUGAGGUGCUUCCUCCAGAAAAGUGCACACAGUUACAGAUCACCAAACAAUCCAGAGACUAAGAGCUGAAGGGGUCCAGCCAAAGCAGGCCAUGAGUAUCCUGGUCCAGGUCCUGCUCACCCUCCUGGUGCUGUCAGCCUGCCUGGGUGACGUGAUUGCUCCAUGGCCACACCCACUACGGACCAACAUCCUGAAGGAGAGCAUCAAGCUGCUGGAGCAGCUCCAGCAGAGGGAGGUUUCCUGUAACAAGAUGAAUGUGAUAAAUAUUUUUGCAGAUCAUAAGAGAGGUAACAAUACGGAGCUCUUAUGCAAAGCUGCCACAAUUGCUCAGGAGGGCCAGAGCUGCCACAGGUACCUCGGGGGCCUUUACUACAACUUGCUCAGCCUGGCCUGGGGGAGCAGAGCAAGGCACAAGGAGCCAUGUCCUGUGGCAGCAGGCAGCACCACCUCUCUGAAGAACUUCCUCAACAAAUUACACCAUGUCCUCCAAGAAGAGUAUAAGAAUCAGAAGUGA
Molecule: messenger RNA, 572 nt
Organism: Vidua chalybeata
Lineage: Eukaryota; Metazoa; Chordata; Aves; Passeriformes; Viduidae
Product: interleukin-4-like
Exons: 4
Coding region: 150-572 (140 amino acids)
Biological process (GO): extrinsic apoptotic signaling pathway in absence of ligand; positive regulation of isotype switching to IgE isotypes; innate immune response in mucosa
Cellular component (GO): extracellular region
Molecular function (GO): interleukin-4 receptor binding; growth factor activity; cytokine activity
Source: RefSeq, a predicted model, not a curated record